Symphalangus syndactylus (siamang) is the source of this 12160-nucleotide messenger RNA. Its product is annotated as arf-GAP with GTPase, ANK repeat and PH domain-containing protein 5-like. The record is from RefSeq and is a predicted model, not a curated record. Gene Ontology annotation, molecular function: protein binding; GTPase activity; GTPase activator activity. Gene Ontology annotation, biological process: activation of GTPase activity. Lineage: Eukaryota; Metazoa; Chordata; Mammalia; Primates; Hylobatidae.
GCAUUGUGAAGUGUGGGGUGGGGCAUUGUGUGCCACAUGCCUGGGCUCCCACCUGGGCCAGUGGGCUUCAGUCUGUAGGUGACUACAGAAGGAGGAGGAGCUCCGUCUGUUCUCUCUUCAGGCAGUUGUUGUGUCUCUCAGCGCUUGUUGGGUUCACAACCUAUUAAAUAAGCCGGCUGGUCUUCACCCUCCCAGACAAGUCAACUCAGGGGAGGCGGCAGGGUGCGGGCCUUGGCCCGCAGCCCUAGCCAGGGCCGGGGCCAGGGCCGGUGCCCGGGGCCGGGCUGUGAGGUGGGCAGGCAACAGCGGGCAAGACCAUCUCUGCAAGUGCAGCAUAGCCUCAGCCUAGGACAGCCGGAGUGCGUGGCCAAACCUGUGAGCAGAGGCACAGGUGGUGGCAGACAGUAGAGGCACCCCAUGGGGAACAUACUGACCUAUUGUGUGCGCCCCAGGGUCAACCUCGAGUUUGACCAGCAACAGGGGUUGGUGUGUCCCUCUGAAUCUGAGAUCUAUGAGGCAGGAGUUGGGGACAGGUUGGCAGGAGCGCCCAUGGCUGCUGCUGUACAGCCUGCUGAGGUGACUGUUGAAGUUGGUGAGGACCUCCAUAUGCACCACAUCUAUGACCGGGAGAUGCCUGAAGCUUUGGAGUUUAACCCUUCUGCCAAUCCAGAGGCAAGCACAAUAUUCCAGAGGAACUCUCAAACAGAUGCUUUGGGGUUUAACCCUUCUGCCAAUCCAGAGGCAAGCACAAUAUUCCAGAGGAACUCUCAAACAGAUGUUGUAGAAAUAAGAAGAAGCAACUAUACAAACCAUGUAUCUACUGAGCAUUUCAGUCAAAAAUGCAGAUUGUGUUUGACAAUAUUCCUUGAUGACAGCACAGCCAGCCAGCAUUAUCUUACAAUGACAAUAAUAUCUGUGACCUGGCAGAUACCUCAUCAUAUCAUGCAAAGAGAUGCAGAUAGAUCUUUGAGCAUAUUUGAUGAGCGGUUAUACUCAUAUACGGUUUCCACCGUGCCCAUUACCCAGACAAGAAAUGGAGGUGGCAGUUUAAAUAACUAUUCCUCCUCCAUUCCAUCGACUCCCAGCACCAGCCAGGAGGACCUUCACAUCAGUGUUCCUCCCACUGCCAACACACCCACGUCCGUUUGCAAGCAGUCCGUGCGCUGGUCCAACCUGUUUACAUCUGAGAAAGGGAGUGACCCAGACAAAGAGAAGAAAGCCCCGGAGAGUCAUGCUCACACCGUCGGGAGCGGCAGAGCCAUCCCCAUUAAACAGGGCAUGCUCUUAAAGCGAAGUGGGAAAUGGCUGAAGACAUGGAAAAAGAAACAUGUCACCCUGUGUUCCAAUGGCAUGCUCACCUAUUAUUCAAGCUUAGGUGAUUAUAUGAAGAAUAUUCAUAAAAAAGAGAUUGACCUUCGGACAUCUACCAUCAAAGUCCCAGGAAAGUGGCCACCCCUAGCCACAUCGGCCUGCGUGCCCAUCUCCAGCUCUAAAAGCAGUGGCCUAUCCAAGAACAUGAACGGUCUACGUACCGCAGCCAAUCCAGACACUGGGCUGGGUGACUCCAUAUGCAUGAGCCCCAGUAUCUCCAGCACUACCAGCCCCAAGCUCAGCCCGCCCCCGCCUCCUCAUGCCAAUAAAAAGAAACACCUAAAGAAGAAAAGCACCAACUUAAAAGAUGAUGGCCUGUCCAGCACUGCUGAGGAAGAAGAAGAAAACUUUAUCAUUGUGUCUGUCACUGGCCAAACGUGGCACUUUAAAGCCACGACGUAUGAGGAGCGGGACGCCUGGGUCCAAGUCAUCCAGAGCCAGAUCCUGGCCAGCCUGCAGUCAUGUGAGAGCAGUAAAAGCAAGUUCCGGCUGACCAGCCAGAGCGAGGCCAUGGCCCUGCAGUCGAUCCAAAACAUGCGUGGGAACUCCCACUGUGUGGACUGUGAGACCCCGAACCCUAAGUGGGCCAGUUUGAACUUGGGAGUCCUCAUGUGUAUUGAAUGCUCAGGAAUCCACCGCAGUCUUGGCACCUGCCUUUCCCGUGUGCGAUCUCUGGACCUGGAUGACUGGCCAGUUGAGCUCAUGAAGGUUAUGUCAUCUAUUGGCAAUGACCUAGCCAACAGCAUCUGGGAAGGGAGCAGCCAGGGGCAGACAAAACCUUCAGCAGAGUCAUCAAGGGAAGAAAAGGAGCGGUGGAUCCAUUCCAAAUAUGAGAAGAAGCUCUUUCUGGCCCCAGUACCCUGCACUGAGCUGUCCCUGGGCCAGCACCUGCUGCGGGCCACCGCUGAUGAGGACCUGCGGACAGUCAUCCUGCUGCUGGCACAUGGCUCCCGUGAGGAGGUGAACGAGACCUGUGGGGAGGGAGACGGCUGCACGGCGCUCCAUCUGGCCUGCCGCAAGGGGAAUGUGGUCCUGGCACAGCUCCUGAUCUGGUACGGGGUGGACGUCACGGCCCGAGAUGCCCACGGGAACACAGCGCUGACCUAUGCCCGGCAGGCCUCCAGCCAGGAGUGCAUCAACGUGCUUCUGCAGUACGGCUGCCCCGACGAAGAUGCAGAUAGAUCUUUGAGCAUAUUUGAUGAGCGGUUAUGCUCAUUUACGGUUUCCACCGUGCCCAUCACCCAGACAAGAAAUGGAGGUGGCAGUUUAAAUAACUAUUCCUCCUCCAUUCCAUCGACUCCCAGCACCAGCCAGGAGGACCUUCACAUCAGUGUUCCUCCCACUGCCAACACACCCACGUCCGUUUGCAAGCAGUCCGUGCGCUGGUCCAACCUGUUUACAUCUGAGAAAGGGAGUGACCCAGACAAAGAGAAGAAAGCCCCGGAGAGUCAUGCUCACACCGUCGGGAGCGGCAGAGCCAUCCCCAUUAAACAGGGCAUGCUCUUAAAGCGAAGUGGGAAAUGGCUGAAGACAUGGAAAAAGAAACAUGUCACCCUGUGUUCCAAUGGCAUGCUCACCUAUUAUUCAAGCUUAGGUGAUUAUAUGAAGAAUAUUCAUAAAAAAGAGAUUGACCUUCGGACAUCUACCAUCAAAGUCCCAGGAAAGUGGCCACCCCUAGCCACAUCGGCCUGCGUGCCCAUCUCCAGCUCUAAAAGCAGUGGCCUAUCCAAGAACAUGAACGGUCUACGUACCGCAGCCAAUCCAGACACUGGGCUGGGUGACUCCAUAUGCAUGAGCCCCAGUAUCUCCAGCACUACCAGCCCCAAGCUCAGCCCGCCCCCGCCUCCUCAUGCCAAUAAAAAGAAACACCUAAAGAAGAAAAGCACCAACUUAAAAGAUGAUGGCCUGUCCAGCACUGCUGAGGAAGAAGAAGAAAACUUUAUCAUUGUGUCUGUCACUGGCCAAACGUGGCACUUUAAAGCCACGACGUAUGAGGAGCGGGACGCCUGGGUCCAAGUCAUCCAGAGCCAGAUCCUGGCCAGCCUGCAGUCAUGUGAGAGCAGUAAAAGCAAGUUCCGGCUGACCAGCCAGAGCGAGGCCAUGGCCCUGCAGUCGAUCCAAAACAUGCGUGGGAACUCCCACUGUGUGGACUGUGAGACCCCGAACCCUAAGUGGGCCAGUUUGAACUUGGGAGUCCUCAUGUGUAUUGAAUGCUCAGGAAUCCACCGCAGUCUUGGCACCUGCCUUUCCCGUGUGCGAUCUCUGGACCUGGAUGACUGGCCAGUUGAGCUCAUGAAGGUUAUGUCGUCUAUUGGCAAUGACCUAGCCAACAGCAUCUGGGAAGGGAGCAGCCAGGGGCAGACAAAACCUUCAGCAGAGUCAUCAAGGGAAGAAAAGGAGCGGUGGAUCCAUUCCAAAUAUGAGAAGAAGCUCUUUCUGGCCCCAGUACCCUGCACUGAGCUGUCCCUGGGCCAGCACCUGCUGCGGGCCACCGCUGAUGAGGACCUGCGGACAGUCAUCCUGCUGCUGGCACAUGGCUCCCGUGAGGAGGUGAACGAGACCUGUGGGGAGGGAGACGGCUGCACGGCGCUCCAUCUGGCCUGCCGCAAGGGGAAUGUGGUCCUGGCACAGCUCCUGAUCUGGUACGGGGUGGACGUCAUGGCUCGAGAUGCCCACGGGAACACAGCGCUGACCUAUGCCCGGCAAGCCUCCAGCCAGGAGUGCAUCAACGUGCUUCUGCAGUACGGCUGCCCCGACAAGUGCGUGUAGUAUCUGUUUUAUUUGACUGCAGUCUCCUUGGUGCAAAAAUGAAAUGGGAAAAAUAAGGAUAACUCACAAUUUCAAAAGGAAAUCACAAAUUCAGCUAAUAAUAGCAUUUUCAGUACUUUUCGUAAACUAAGUAAAUACACAAAAUGUUGAUUUUUCUGACCAUAAGACAUAUUUUAGGAGGGUGGAGCCAAGAUGGCCGAAUAGGAACAGCUCCGGUCUCCAGCUCCCAGCCGCAGCGACACAGAAGACGGGUGAUUUCUGCAUUUCUGCUUGAGGUACUGGUUUCAUCUCACUAGGGAGUGCCUAACAGUGGGUGCAGGACAGUUGAUGAAGCGCACUGUGCGCGAGCCAAAGCAGGGCAAGGCAUUGCCUCACUCGGGAAGCGCAAGGGGUCAGGGAGUUCCCUUUCCUAGUCAAAGAAAGGGGAAACAGACGGCACCUGGAAUAUCGGGUCAGUCCCAUCCUAAUACUGCGCUUUUCCAACGGGCCUGGAAAACGGCACACUAGGAGAUUGUGUCCCGCACCUGGCUCGAAGGGUCCUAUGCCCACGGAGUCUCGCUGAUUGCUAGCACAGCAUUCUGAGAUCAAGCUGCAAGGCGGCAGCGAGGCUGGGGGAGGGGCGCCCGCCAUUGCCCAGGCUUGCUUAGGUAAACAAAGCAGCCAGGAUGCUCGAACUGAGUGGAGCCCACCACAGCUCAAGGAGGCCUGCCUGCCUCUGUAGGCUCCACCUCUGGGGGCAGGGCACAGACAAACAAAAACUCAGCAAGAACCUCCACAGACUUAAAUGUCCCUGUCUGACUGACAGCUUUGAAGAGAGUAGUGGUUCUCCCAGCACGCAGCUGGAGAUCUGAGAACGGACAGACUGCCUCCUAAAGUGGGUCCCUCACCCCUGAGCAGCCUAACUGGGAGGCAUCCCCCCAGUAGGGACAGACUGACACCUCAUUCAGCCAGGUACUCCUCUGAGACAAAACUUCCAGAGGAACUAUCAGACAGCUGAAUUUGUGGUCUCAUGAAAAUAAUGCUGUUCUGCAGCCACCGCUGCUGACACCCAGCCAAACAGGGUCUGGAGUGGACCUCUAGUAAACUCCAACAGACCUGCAGCUGAGGGUGCUGUCUGGUAGAAGGAAAACUAACAAACAGAAAGGACAUCCACACCAAAAACCCAUCUGUACAUCACCAUCAUCAAAGACAAAAAGUAGAUAAAACCACAAAGAUGGGGAAAAAACAGGGCAAAAGAACUGGAAACUCUAAAAAACAGAGCACCUCUCCUCCUCCAAAGGAACGCAGUUCCUCACCAGCAACGGAACAAAGCUGGAUGGAGGAUGACUUUGACGAGUUGAGAGAAGAAGGCUUCAGACGAUCAAACUACUCUGAGCUACGAGAGGAAAUUCAAAACAAUAGCAAAGAAGUUAAAAACUUUGAAAAAAAAUUAGAAGAAUGGAUAACUAGAAUAACCAAUGGAGAGAAGGGCUUAAAGGAGCUGAUGGGGCUGAAAGCCAAGUUUCGAGAACUACGCGAAGAUUGCAGAAGCCUCAGUAGCAGAUGCGAUCAACUGGAAGAAAGGGUAUCGCUGAUAGAAGAUGAAAUGAAUGAAAUGAAGAGAGAAGGGAAGUUUAGAGAAAAAAGAAUAAAAAGAAAUGAACAAAGCCUCCAAGAAAUUUGGGACUAUGUGAAAAGACCAAACCUACGUCUGAUUGGUGUACCUGAAAAUGAUGGGGAGAAUGGAGCCAAGUUGGAAAACACUCUGCAAGAUAUUAUCCAGGAGAACUUCCCCAAUCUAGCAAGGCAGGCCAGCAUUCAGAUUGAGGAAAUACAGAGAAUGCCACAAAGAUACUCCUCGAGAAGAGCAACUCCAAGACACAUAAUUGUCAGAUUCACCAAAGUUGAAAUGAAGGAAAAAAUGUUAAGGGCAGCCAGAGAGAAAGGUCGGGUUACCCACAAAGGGAAGCCCAUCAGACUAACAGCUGAUCUCUCAGCAGAAACUCUACAAGCCAGAAGAGAGUGGGGGCUGAUAUUCAACAUUCUUAAAGAAAAGAAUUUUCAACCCAGAAUUUCCUAUCCCGCCAAACUAAGCUUCAUAAGUGAAGGAGAAAUAAAAUACUUUACAGACAAGCAAACGCUGAGUGAUUUUGUCACCACCAGGCCUGCCCUAAAAGAGCUCCUGAAGGAAGCACUAAACAUGGAAAGGAACAACCGGUACCAGCCACUGCAAAAACACGCCAAAUUGUAAAGACCAUCGAGGCUAGGAAGAAACUAUAGCAACUAACGAGCAAAAUAACCAACUAACAUCAUAAUGACAGGAUCAGAUUCACACAUAACAAUAUUAACGUUAAAUGUAAAUGGGCUAAAUGCUCCAAUCAAAAGACACAGGCUGGCAAACUGGAUAAGGAGUCAGGACCCAUCAGUGUGCUGUAUUCAGGAAACCCAUCUCACGUGCAGAGACACACAUAGACUCAAAAUAAAGGGAUGGAGGAAGAUCUAUCAAGCAAAUGGAAAACAAAAAAAGGCAGGGGUUGCAAUCCUAGUCUCUGAUAAAAUAGACUUUAAACCAACAAAGAUCAAAAGAGACAAAGAAGGCCAUUACAUAAUGGUAAAGGGAUCAAUUCAACAAGAAGAGCUAACUAUCCUAAAUAUAUAUGCACCCAACACAGGAGCACCCAGAUUCAUAAAGCAAGUCCUCAGUGACCUACAAAGGGACUUAAACUCCCACACAAUAAUAAUGGGAGAUUUUAACACCCCACUGUCAACAUUAGACAGAUCAAUGAGACAGAAAGUUAACAAGGAUAUCCAGGAAUUGAACUCAGCUCUACAUAAAGUGGACCUAAUAGACAUCUACAGAACUCUCCACCCCAAGUCAACAGAAUAUACAUUUUUUUCAGCACCACACCACACCUAUUCCAAAAUUGACCACAUAGUUGGAAGUAAAGCUCUCCUCAGCAAAUGUAAAAGAACAGAAAUUAUAACAAACUGUCUCUCAGACCACAGUGCAAUCAAACUAGAACUCAGGAUUAAGAAACUCACUCAAAACCACUCAACUACAUGGAAACUGAACAACCUGCUCCUGAAUGACUAUUGGGUACAUAAUGAAAUGAAGGCAGAAAUAAAGAUAUUCUUUGAAACCAACGAGAACAAAGACACAACAUACCAGAAUCUCUGGGACACGUUCAAAGCAGUGUGUAGAGGGAAAUUUAUAGCACUAAAUGCCCAUAAGAGAAAGCAGGAAAGAUCCAAAAUUGACACCCUAACAUCACAACUAAAAGAACUAGAAAAGCAAGAGCAAACACAUUCAAAAACUAGCAGAAGGCUAGAAAUAACUAAAAUCAGAGCAGAACUGAAGGAAAUAGAGACACAAAAAACCCUUCAAAAAAUUAGUGAAUCCAGGAGCUGGUUUUUUGAAAAGAUCAACAAAAUUGAUAGACCGCUAGCAAGACUAAUAAGAAAAGAGAGAAGAAUCAAAUAGAUGCAAUAAAAAAUGAAAAAGGGGAUAUCACCACCGACCCCACAGAAAUACAAUCUACCAUCAGAGAAUACUACAAACACCUCUAUGCAAAUAAACUAGAAAAUCUAGAAGAAAUGGAUAAAUUCCUCGACAAAUACACCCUCCCAAGACUAAGCCAGGAAGAAGUUGAAUCUCUGAAUAGACCAAUAACAGGUUCUGAAAUUGUGGCAAUAAUCAAUAGCUUACCAACCAAAAAGAGUCCAGGACCUGAUGGAUUCACAGCUGAAUUCUACCAGAGGUACAAGGAGGAACUGGUACCAUUCCUUCUGAAACUAUUCCAAUCGAUAGAAAAAGAGGGAAUCCUCCCUAACACAUUUUACGAAGCCAGCAUCGUCCUGAUACCAAAGCCUGGCAGAGACAUAACCAAAAAAGAGAAUUUCAGGCCGGGCGUGGUGGCUCACGCUUGUAAUCCCAGCACUUUGGGGGGCCGAGGCGGGUGGAUCACGAGGUCAGGAGAUCGAGACCAUGGUGAAACCCCGUCUCUACUAAAAAUACAAAAAAUUAGCCGGGCGUGGUGGCGGGCGCCUGUAGUCCCAGCUACUUGGAGAGGCUGAGGCAGGAGAAUGGCGUGAACCCGGGAGGCGGAGCUUGCAGUGAGCCGAGAUUGCGCCACUGCACUCCAGCCUGGGUGACAGAGCAAGACUCCGUCUCAAGAAAAAAAAAAAAAAAAAAAAAAAAAAAAAGAGAAUUUCAGACCAAUAUCCUUGAUGAACAUUGAUGCAAAAAUCCUCAAUAAAAUACUGGCAAACCGAAUCCAGCAGCACAUCAAAAAGCUUAUCCACCAUAAUCAAGUGGGCUUCAUCCCUGGGAUGCAAGGCUGGUUCAACAUACGCAAAUCAAUAAAUGUAAUCCAGCAUAUAAACAGAACCAAAGACAAAAACCACAUGAUUAUCUCAAUAGAUGCAGAAAAAGCCUUUGACAAAAUUCAACAAUGCUUCAUGCUAAAAACUCUCAAUAAAUUAGGUAUUGAUGGGACAUAUCUCAAAAUAAUAAGAGCUAUCUAUGACAAACCCACAGCCAAUAUCAUACUGAAUGGGCAAAAACUGGAAGCAUUCCCUCUGAAAACUGGCACAAGACAGGGAUGCCCUCUCUCACCGCUCCUAUUCAACAUAGUGCUGGAAGUUCUGGCCAGAGCAAUCAGGCAGGAGAAGGAAAUAAAGGGUAUUCAAUUAGGAAAAGAGGAAGUCAAAUUGUCCCUGUUUGCAGCUGACAUGAUUGUAUAUCUAGAAAACCCCAUUGUCUCAGCCCAAAAUCUCCUUAAGCUGAUUAGCAACUUCAGCAAAGUCUCAGGAUACAAAAUCAAUGUACAAAAAUCACAAGCAUUCUUGUACACCAAUAACAGACGGAGAGCCAAAUCAUGAGUGAACUCCCAUUCACAAUUGCUUCAAAGAGAAUCAAAUACCUACGAAUCCAACUUACAAGGGAUGUGAAGGACCUCUUCAAGGAGAACUACAAACCACUGCUCAAUGAAAUAAAAGAGGAUACAAACAAAUGGAAGAACAUUCCAUGCUCAUGGGUUGGAAGAAUCAAUAUCGUGAAAAUGGCCAUACUGCCCAAGGUAAUUUAUAGAUUCAAUGCCAUCCCCAUCAAGCUACCAAUGACUUUCUUCACAGAAUUGGAAAAAACUACUUUAAAGUUCAUAUGGAACCAAAAAAGAGCCCGCAUCACCAAGUCAAUCCUAAGCCAAAAGAACAAAGCUGGAGGCAUCACGCUACCUGACUUUAAACUAUACUACAAGGCUACAGUAACCAAAACAGCAUGGUACUGGUACCACAACAGAGACAUAGAUCAAUGGAACAGAACAGAGCCCUCAGAAAUGAUGCCGCAUAGCUACAACUAUCUGAUCUUUGACAAACCUGACAAAAACAAGAAAUGGGGAAAGGAUUCCCUAUUUAAUAAAUGGUGCUGGGAAAACUGGCUAGCCAUAUGUAGAAAGCUGCAACUGGAUCCCUUCCUUACACCUUAUACAAAAAUUAAUUCAAGAUGGAUUAAAGACUUAUAUGUUAGACCUAAAACCAUUAAAAUCCUACAAGAAAACCUAGGCAAUACCAUUCAGGACAUAGGCGUGGGCAAGGACUUCAUGUCUAAAACACCAAAAGCAAUGGCAACAAAAGCCAAAAUUGACAAAUGGGAUCUCAUUAAACUAAAGAGCUUCUGCACAGCAAAAGAAACUACCAUCAGAGUGAACAGGCAACCUACAGAAUGGGAGAAAAUUUUUGCAACCUACUCAUCUGACAAAGGGCUAAUAUCCAGAAUCUACAAUGAACUCAAACAAAUUUACAAGAAAAAAACAAACAACCUCAUCAAAAAGUGGGCAAAGGACAUGAACAGACACUUCUCAAAAGAAGACAUUUAUGCAGCCAAAAAACACAUGAAGAAAUGCUCCUCAUCACUGGCCAUCAGAGAAAUGCAAAUCAAAACCACAGUGAGAUACCAUCUCACACCAGUUAGAAUGGCCAUCAUUAAAAAAUCAGGAAACAACAGGUGCUGGAGAGGAUGUGGAGAAAUAGGAACACUUUUACACUGUUGGUGGGACUGUAAACUAGUUCAACCAUUGUGGAAGUCAGUGUGGCGAUUCCUCAGGGAUCUCGAACUAGAAAUACCAUUUGACCCAGCCAUCCCAUUACUGGGUAUAUACCCAAAGGACUAUAAAUCAUGCUGCUAUAAAGACACAUGCACACGUAUGUUUAUUGCGGCACUAUUCACAAUAGCAAAGACUUGGAACCAACCCAAAUGUCCAACAACGAUAGACUGGAUUAAGAAAAUGUGGCACAUAUACACCAUGGAAUACUAUGCAGCCAUAAAAAAUGAUGAGUUCGUGUCCUUUGUAGGGACAUGGAUGAAACUGGAAAACAUCAUUCUCAGUAAACUAUCGCAAGGACAAAAAACCAAACACCGCAUGUUCUCACUCAUAGGUGGGAAUUGAACAAUGAGAACUCAUGGACACAGGAAGGGGAACAUCACGCUCCGGGGACUGUUGUGGGGUGGGGGGAGGGGGGAGGGACAGCAUUAGGAGAUACACCUAAUGCUAAAUGAUGAGUUAAUUGGUGGAUUCUUAAAGAAAAGAAAGUGUCCAGACAAAGAGGCGGGGUGAGGCACAUGCUCUUCCAGCAGAGGAACAACGUGGAACUGAAAAGGGGACGUGGAGCAUUCACGGGGCAGCAAGCUGUGCAAGUGUCCCCAAGGGGAGCGUGGAAGUGAGGCAGUGAGGACAGAGUGCAGAGGCGGGCAGGGCGAGACCCAGAGGGCAUGGUAACACAGGAGGAGGAGCCCAGGCGAUAUUCUGAAGGCUCCUUUGACAUCGAGGACAGAGAAAGCUUUGCUAAGACUCCAUGUAAGGGGCAUCAGAGAAGAAAGGAGAAGCGGGAACACAGCUCCCUCCAGUCCUCUAGGUCCUCCACUGUAGGAUAGCCUAGGUGCAGACAAAAUUUCCUUUCCUUUUCGUUUUGUUGGAAGAUUUUGAAAUUGCAUGGAGGGAAACUUGUAAAGACACUGGACAAGCCUAGAACCAAAAUGAACACAAAGAGGAUACAGAAGGUGGGUCUGGAGGUGAACAGAGGAGGCUUCCAGCUCCAUCUUGUGCAGGCUGUGCAGCCUUAAGCAUGUUACUUCUCGUGCCGCAGUCUCUGUAUUUAAAUAGAGACCUAAUUCCCUCACAAGACCCACACGACCUCACAGGGGCUGGCCUCCCUGCUGUUUUCAGCCUGAGCUCACAGCCGCUGGCCCGCACUCUUCCUGCUCCCGCUCCGUAAGCCUCUUUCACACCGGGUUUGCCAGGCUGUCUUCUGCCCCAACCCUUUCCCCAGGUGGUUUCCUCCAUCUGGAGUAGUCUUGCCCUCGCCUGACUAAUUAACUACAUUAAAUCUAAGACCCACUCCCUCGGGGCAAUCUGAUCUACCUGCAUAGGUUCAAUCUCUACUCUUAGAGGGUUUUAAGCAUUGGGAAAUUUUACUUGAUAGCACUUAGUGGUUGUUAUUUGUAUAAUUAGUUGUUGAACGUCUCUUCUGCUAGAACAGGGGUCAGCAAACCAUAGCCAGUUCUGGCCUGAAGCCCGAUUUUGUAAAUAAAAUAUUAAUGGAGGAGAUCAGGUGCCUACAGGGUCAUAUUGCUGGAGACGUGGAGUGACCCAUCAAGAUCAACAUAUUUUGGUUCAUUUGGAUGAUCGACUUAACAAACAGCUUCCAUAUUUUUAUCUAUUUAACAUUUCUUUGGUGCCAGGGAAUGACAUUUUCUUUGUUAUAGAGAAAUAUUGAAAAAAAGAAUGCACAGGGAGUUAAUAUGAAAUAUUGUGUUCUCAACAAGUGAAGGCCAAAAGACUUCAUUACAGGAUGUACAAAGGAAGCCUCUGUGUAACUUACAUAGGGACAAGUGGUGGAAGCAUCCAGUUACUGCAAAGCAUGCUGCUAACAGGCGGAUCUCAGGAGAGUCUGCAUGUGGGCAGGGGGCGCCACUUCCUCAUGGCCGAGGGGAGUGACUGUUCUGCUUUUGUUCCAUUAUAUUAAAAUUGUCAUUUGAAUUUUA